CAUACCCCCUCAUCUGUCUCCAUACCUCUUUCCAAUCGAUCUUCAAAGCUUGCGGAGAUAAUCAAACGACCCCAUGGCGGACCGCUAUUCGUUCUCUCUCACCACCUUCUCCCCCAGUGGAAAGCUGGGCCAAAUUGAAUAUGCCUUGAACGCUGUCAACCAGGGCGUAACUGCGCUCGGAAUUAAAGCAACAAAUGGAAUCGUCCUCGCUACUGAAAAGAAAUCGUCUUCACCACUCGUCGACCCUUGCUCUCUUUCCAAAGUUUCCUUAAUCACGCCUGACAUUGGCACGGUGUACGCGGGAAUGGGUCCAGACUACCGUGUACUGGUCGACAAGGCACGCAAAGUUUCCCACACUGGUUACAAGCGUAUCUAUAACGAACACCCCCCUACUCGUAUAUUAGUGCAAGAUGUUGCGCGUGUCAUGCAAGAGGCCACCCAGUCCGGUGGUGUUCGACCGUACGGUGUCAGUUUGUUGAUCGCUGGUUGGGAUGAGGGUGUCGAACCUGAGUCAGAGGAGGCUCAGAAGGGCGAUAGUGAAGAUGAGCCUAGAAAGGCAACCGGUAAGACGGGCGGUAUCUUGAAGGGUGGCCCGAGCUUGUAUCAGGUCGACCCAAGUGGUAGUUAUUACCCAUGGAAGGCUACGGCUAUUGGCAAGCAUGCUACGAGUGCGAAGACAUUCCUUGAAAAGCGUUACACUGAAGGUCUCGAACUCGAAGAUGCUAUCCAUAUUGCCCUGUUGACGUUGAAGGAGACCAUUGAGGGUGAGAUGAAUGGUGACACAAUAGAGAUUGGUAUUGUUGGCCCUCCUGCCGACCACCUACUGGGUUUUGAGGGCGUCGAAGGUGCCCAGGGGCCCAGAUUCAGGAAGUUGACGAAAGAGGAGAUCGAGGACUAUCUUACCAAUCUAUGAAUGAUUUAAGUAUGGACGUAUUGGGCGGUUUUGGACCUUGUAGCAUAAUAGACAUAUGUCGAGACUUGCGAGGUUCCCAUACAUGCUAGCAAAGAUUUUCUACGACGAUUGAUCUUAACCUACCGAAGCAUAUUGAGCUUUGUGACGCUGGACAACAAAAAGUGGUGGCGCACGUCGGCGUGUCAUCAUGUCCAAUAUUACCCAUCAAUUUUCGGAAUGAAUAAGGCUCUAUAAUUGCAUG
Aspergillus nomiae NRRL 13137 is the source of this 1154-nucleotide messenger RNA. RefSeq names its product proteasome core particle subunit alpha 2 (gene pre8). The record is from RefSeq and is a predicted model, not a curated record. The coding region runs from base 74 to 913 and encodes 279 amino acids. The transcript has 5 exons. Gene Ontology annotation, biological process: ubiquitin-dependent protein catabolic process. Gene Ontology annotation, cellular component: proteasome core complex, alpha-subunit complex; proteasome core complex. Lineage: Eukaryota; Fungi; Ascomycota; Eurotiomycetes; Eurotiales; Aspergillaceae.